AAGACAAAGACUGUGAUGAAGACAAGAGAACGUCAAAGUCCAAGAGUGAGAAGGAAAGUUUAAACACAAAGUCACAUUCAUCAUCAAGCAGUAAGGAUAACGAUGCUAAUAAAAACAAAGAUGACAAGAAAAGCAGUUCUAGCUCGCAAGUGAAAUCAAAAUCUGAGCCAAGGACUGAUAAAGAUUCAAGCAAAAUGAAAAUUCCGAAGGCAUCUGACUUGAAUAAAAUCGUAAAUGGUAUUGAUUCGGGAUCCGGUAUCAGCUUUAAAGAGGCACUAGGGCUGUGUGGGCCCCCGAUGCAUAUGAAAGGUGCUUUUAGUAACAAGAAGAGGAGCCUCGAAAAAUCUGGGAAUACGAAGGAACAAGGCGGCUCUUCGAGACCGACUAAACGGGAGAGUAGCGAGGAAAGAGAACCAUUGCCCUUGAAGAGCGAUUUCAAUGAGACUGUCGAAGAAGUAAUGGUCAUUACAUAUUCCAAAACAGCCGCAGCUGGAACCCUUGAAUAACAUGUCUAUUCUACUACCAGGGAUAACAGGAAACUGCAGGCCUUUUGGUUCACAACUGAUCAGCCAACAAAAACGUUCCGAAAGAAUGACUGAUGAUGAGGCACUUACUAGGGUGAUGACAAACAAAAAUUAUAGGACCAAAGUAUAUUCUGGAAAUAAAAUGUCUGGGAAAGUGGAUACUCUAUCCGGUCUCUGUGCGACGAUAUUACAAGAUAAUAUUGAUGCAUUAGGGUACACUGGAGGUGUUGCUUACUUAUUUCUGAAACCGGUGUUGGAAAAAGCAACUCCCGAUCAAUUGCUAAAUGUGGAGUAUCAUAAUCCAUACUUAAUCGAGGAAACUGAUGAAUUGUGGCAGUUGUAUUGCGAGAAGGAAUUUCGUACUAAGAAAAGGGAAGAGCUGGAAUCUUGGAGAGAAAUGUACAUGAGGUGCUUCGAAGAGAGAGCUGCUAGGUUGAAGGCGACUACUGCUAACAUAAGACAAGCUCAAGAAAGAUUAGUACCAGUUAGAACUACAAAGCUUGCUUAUAUUGACAGCGUUGUUAAGCCGCCUAGGAAUAUAGCCAGAAAGCAGGCUAAGAACGGUAUCGUACCCGAAAAGAACUCCUGCAGAUCGAUUAGCACAAUUAGAGAAAACUGGCGAAACAGCGAAGGUUGCAAUACCUGAUUCUGGAACGAGAGUCGCAGAAAGAUCCAGUAAGUAACCCUUUGAUGAUCAUUAAAAAAAAUCAAAACCUUGCACUGAUCAAAUUUCCACUCGCUACAACGAUGGCCGGGUGAUUAUACAAGUUAGUCACAAAAAUUGUAUUCAACAGUACGCUCUUUAUUUUGAAAAUAUGUUUAUUCCUACAGGGUGAGUCAUAGUUACGUGGAGGCCCAAACAUACAUUUUUUUAAACUAAAAGACCUACAUUUUUUUUUUGUUGAAAUA
This is a messenger RNA of Acanthoscelides obtectus, 1433 nucleotides long. The record is from the annotation of a GenBank genome assembly. NCBI's taxonomy places the organism in Eukaryota, Metazoa, Arthropoda, Insecta, Coleoptera, Chrysomelidae.